CGAUGUGAUUGGAUGCACAGUGGAUCGAAACACUAGAAAACGUGACGAGUGAUCGAAACGCAUAGUCUCUAUUAAAACAGUUGUGCUGUAAAAGUUAGUGUCUUCAGAAGGAACAAACCAUAGCACUGUUUACGUAUACGAAUAGAAACAUUAAUUUAAUUCUAUACAUAUUCAAUUAUUCAUUAGUCUGACAACUGUCGCACGCGCGAUACAAUUCCGCUGGUGAGAGAAAGAGAGAAGUUCGAAUGAAAUGGAUUCACCGAUUUUCUGAACUGUUCGCUCGCAAUACGUAAAUAGUGAAACAAGACAUCGUUGACAUGAAAUCAUAAUAGUAAUGUUGUAAUCCAGUUAGCUAUUACAUUUCCAACGACUAUGUUUCGAAAACAACCGAAAGGCAGAGAAUUCACGUUUCAGCGUUCGUUUACUGUGACUUAAAUUAUGCAAACAAUAAUGCCAGUUUCAGUCAGAUCCGUAGAAAUACAUGUAUCGUAAAGAGUUACGCGCCUCGAACGAUACGUAUAUUUCUUACAUCGAUAAAUGAGAGUGUAUGCGAGCGACGGUAACUUACAAUUAAUCAAUUGUAACAUACAUGCCUCGCAAACGAAGAAAAAAGCCAGACACAUGAAAAUACGAUGCUAGAAAUACGCAAAUUAAUGCGAUAAACUGAUAAAUUUAUCGUACUUCUGGUUUUACGGUUUAAUUGCGCGAACGAUGGCACCCAAGAGAGACAAAUGGGUGAGGCGUUUUAUUAUUCCUGAAACGGCACGGCAUAAGAAAGGCUUCACUAUUUACAAAGUCACAUCUGUGGUAUUUUUGAAAUCUUCUCACGAAGAAAUCUCCAAAGUAUCUGUAUGGAAGCGUUAUAAUGAUUUCAAGAAACUUCAUACAGAAUUAAGUGUAUUAUGCUCACGAUCUCAAAUUAAAGAAAGCUUUCCAUCGUUUCCAAAACCGAAAUUCUUUGGCAGGUUCGAAACAGAAGUAAUCGAAGAAAGGAGGGAAAGCGCAUUGAAGUUUUUAGAAUUUAUAGGAAGGCACUCUUAUUUAUAUUCUAGCGAUACCUUCAUAAAGUUUUUUGAAACUAGUCACGCGGAUUAUUCCUUAAACGAAUGUUCUCAAUCUCUUAGUUCCGACACAUCCGCGGAAGAUGACCAUCGUACUUACAUAAACACUCUACCCAGUGAUGAUGUUUCGCAAAGUAUUUUUCAACCUAAAAGUAUCCAAAAUUCUGUAACAAAUUCUUGUUCCAUAUUAUCUAUCUCUGUUCCCAAAGAUGAAACAAAACAGUCUCAAGAGGCAUCCAAGCCUAAAGAGUUACAAUCUACGCAAUUAAAUGUCACGGAUUAUAAAACCGAGAUUGAGAAGUCUACCAUGACAAAAAGUAAAGCUAAUAAUUUAUUUGUAAAAGAUAGCGAUUCAGAGAGAAUUGUAUCCGCUUUGGAGGAUAAUCAAUUAAUUUGUAAGAAUAAUAAUUAUUAUAAAGACACAAAUUGUAACGUUAAAAACGAAAACGAUUGUAUAAUUGUACAAACACCAAAUAGUAAUAUAAAAAUCAACACAGCUACGGAAGAUUUGGGUUCAUCGAUAACGACACACGAUGGCUCCGAUUUAUCGCAAUUGUGGCCGGAUUCUUCGCAAUAUAUUUUGGUUGCUGCUGCACACAUGAGUGCGGCCUUUAAACAUGAAGAUCUCACAGAGUACGAAGAAGCAUUUACCCAAUAUAAAAUGGGCAUCUCCAGUCUAAGAUCUGGAGUUGAAUAUGAUUCGAAUAAAAUGAGAGCAGAAAUAAUUCAAGAAAAAAUAUCAAAGUACUUGAAACGCGCUGAGAAGCUUUACAAUAGAUAUCUGAAUUGUAAUAUCUCGUUAUUAUGUAAACCUAUCUCAGAACUCCAACAUUACAAAGUACUAAAAAUAAUUGAAUCAGUAAUGCUUGUGAAGGAUGUCCAUCGAAAUUGCCUCAACAUUGUGAAAGCUAUAGAAAAAUCAUCUACAAAUAAAGAAAAUAUUAGUAAUUAUAUAUUACGUGGACAGGUGCCAUAUAUGGUAAAAUUACAUGCAUGCAUUGAAACAGAAACGACAGCAUUCCUAAUUUUGCAGUAUCUAAGCCGCGGAAAGUUAUGGAAUUUUAUAACAACGCAUUACAACUCCAAUAGUAAUGAGAUGUGUGAUAAAAUGAUUGUGGAAAAUAAUAGUGAAAAAUCGGUCAGUGAUAAUAAUAUUAUUUUAGAACAGAAUGGUUCGAAAAAUGAAAUUGAAGGCGCUAUAACAUCGAUAGAGAAUAUAAACUUUAUUAGUACAAAUUCUAAAGUACAAAUGGAGAUAGAUCCAGCGACGGUAGAAGGAAACUAUGAAAACUUUAUGGAUGUAUCUACCACGCAAUUAUUAGAAAAAGCACAAAUAUUGUUACAAUCGGUUAACGCUACUUUGAAAGAAAGUAAUUCGGUCGCUAAUCGAUUACGCGAAUCUGAUUAUUUGAUGAAUCAUGAAGAUAACACUACGUUAUUAAAUUUGAAAAACAGUAGGUCUCAAUCUAAAGACUGGAACGAAGCGUCGGUAACCACUAAUGAAAUAUCGUUAAAAAUUGAUGGAAUAAAUAAAACUACCGUUAUCGAAAAGCUACCUGAAAAGAAUGUGAUAAUUUCUAAUUACUUACCGUUAAACAAUAUUAACAAAAUAAGAAGUCAAUGUAGUACUGAUAAUUCAUCAUUGAGCAAUAGUUGUAGAGAUCUUAGUUUUGAUGAGAAAGAGUCGACGAGCUCUUCGACAGAUAAUUUAAAAUCUGUUGGCAAACACCUCACAAUACGGCAUAAAAAUAGUAAUAAAUCUACUAACUUUGCCAAUAAUUGUGAAUUAAAUAGAUUGAUAGAAUCUUAUAACAAAUCUGAAAAAAAUGAUUAUUGCUCGUCGAAUGAUCAACAGAUACGAUACAUAGAUACUACACAGUCAAUGGAAUCUACGGAAAACAAUUUGGAUGUUGAACAGGAACUUUGGACAAUACCAGAAAAUGUAAUUCGCCUCUGGGCCGCUGAGAUACUUUUAGCGUUAGAAGCAUUGCACCAACAAGAAGUUAUAGUUUAUGAUUUAAAACCGGAUAACAUAUUACUCGAUGAUCAUGGACAUGUUCAACUGACAUAUGUUAUACCCAUACACGACGUAGACUUAUUGAAAUAUAAGCAUCCGUAUGCAUCUCCUGAAUUAUGUAUGUUUCCCCCUAUGAUUCCUCUUACUUCUUCUACGGAUAUUUGGAGCUUUGGCAUUAUCUUGUAUGAAUUACUAGCAGGCAACAAGUUUCAGACAAAGCACCCGUGUGUAUUUCAGUCACAUUCCAUAAUUAACAUUCCCAACAAGUUAUCAGAGAAUGCAAAAUCUUUGCUUCUUAAUAUAUUAAAAUAUCAACCAUAUGAAAGGAUGACAAUACCUGAGAUAAAAGAGCAUCCCUUCUUUAAAGAUAUUAAUUGGCCAAGUCUGGCAAAUACAUUCUAAGACUAUAACAGUUGAUAUUUUAAAAGAUUUGAACAUCUUU
This is a messenger RNA of Colletes gigas, 3520 nucleotides long. RefSeq names its product ribosomal protein S6 kinase delta-1. Gene Ontology annotation, biological process: protein phosphorylation. The transcript is spliced from 6 exons. The record is from RefSeq and is a predicted model, not a curated record. Bases 712 to 3480 code for a protein of 922 amino acids. Lineage: Eukaryota; Metazoa; Arthropoda; Insecta; Hymenoptera; Colletidae. Gene Ontology annotation, molecular function: protein kinase activity; phosphatidylinositol binding; ATP binding.